Molecule: messenger RNA, 1448 nt
Organism: Cuscuta epithymum
Lineage: Eukaryota; Viridiplantae; Streptophyta; Magnoliopsida; Solanales; Convolvulaceae
Source: the annotation of a GenBank genome assembly
UUCUCAAGAUGGUGGAAGAAAUGGAGAAAUCAACUCAACCGGAGGAACCCGAGAAAUCCUCAUUAUCGUCAGCCACCGACGGAGGAGAUGCAGCAGACGGAUUGGAGGAAGGAGAGAUCGCGGGCGAGUCAGAUGAGAUGCCCAAUCCAGACAAGGGAUUGACGACAAAACACCCGUUAGAGAACUCGUGGACCUUCUGGUUUGAUAACCCCUCUGCUAAAUCCAAACAGGCCGCCUGGGGAAGCUCUAUCCGUCCCGUGUAUACUUUCUCCACGGUUGAAGAUUUCUGGAGUGUUUACAAUAACAUACACCAUCCGAGCAAGUUGGGCAUUGGAGCGGAUUUCCAUUGUUUCAAGCAUAAAAUUGAACCAAAGUGGGAGGAUCCUAUUUGUGCCAAUGGAGGGAAGUGGACUGUAACCUAUGGAAGGGGGAAAUCUGAUACUAGUUGGUUGUAUACGUUGUUGGCAAUGAUUGGGGAGCAAUUUGACCAUGGCGAUGAAAUAUGUGGAGCUGUUGUGAAUGUCCGAAAUAGGCAGGACAAAAUUUCUAUCUGGACCAAGAAUGCUGCCAAUGAAUCAGCCCAGACUAGUAUUGGGAAGCAAUGGAAGGAGUUUCUGGAUUACAAAGACACAAUUGGUUUCAUAUUUCAUGAUGAUGCGAAGAAACUUGACAGGAAUGCCAAGAAUCGUUACACAGCAUAAGUCUUGACUUCGAAAUCAAUUGAAUGCUGGAUAUUAUCCAUACAAAAUGUUCCCAGUAUUAUCAAUUCUUAUGUUAGCUAGUUGUUCGGUGGUUAAUAUAACUUGGACCUGCCUUUUUGCAGUGGAGAGAAUUUCGAGUAAAAACGUUUUGAAAUUCCAAAAAAGGAGUAUCAUGUUUUUUAUUCCCUAAAUAGCAUUAAAUUUCUGUCAAGUUUGGGCAUUACAAGGCUUUAAACAUGCUAUUUUUUUCCAAACUUGGCAAAUUACUCCUAUCCAAGGAAUAGAAAACAUGGUACUCCUGUUUUGGAAUUUCAAAACGUUUUUACCUUAUUUAGGACAAUUUCUCUUUGCAGUGUUAUUGCACUUCUUUUUGUUCUCUCUCAUGUAGUCAACCCCUUUUGGUCUUGACCACCAAAUUGUGGGUGAUGGAUGGAUACCAUCUCGGAAACAAGUUCUUUAGAAUUUUCUGUGAAAAGCAUUAUGAUCGUCUUGGUUGAAUCAGAAAUUGGAAAACGGACACUAUGGCUCCGUUUGUUUCUCAGCGGGUAGAGUGCUACACGCUGCAUUUUGCAGCGCUUUGUAGUUCACCUCAUUCGGCGGAUUGGGAUAAACCGCUAUUACCCAAACACACCCUAUCUUCGAGUGGAUAUUGGAACGGACUGCCAUGCUUUAUGUAGUAGUUAUUAUCGUAAAACUUAAAUAUACUUUUAGUUCAUGUAUAUAUGGUAUUAUUUUCUUAGGUCCAAC